Messenger RNA from Durusdinium trenchii, 3371 nucleotides. The record is from the annotation of a GenBank genome assembly. NCBI's taxonomy places the organism in Eukaryota, Dinophyceae, Suessiales, Symbiodiniaceae.
UGCUCCGCUCGUGCUUCUGCUCCGCUCGUGCGUCCUCCCCCGGUUCCACCGUGCUCCGCAAACCGCGGAACAUGGCGGAGAACAUCCAUGUGGCCAUCCGGAUCCGGCCGAUGAGCGAGAACGAGGAAAUCACCAGCACCUGCGCGAUUUGCGUGCCCACCAGUCAGCCGACCGUGGUCGUGCAGGCAUCGGAUGGGCAAAUUAAGAGCUUCACCUACGACCACUGCUUUAGCUCCCUGGAGCCCAGCAAUGAUACGGGGACCCAAGAUGCGGUCUAUACCGAGUUUGGUGCUGACUUGGUGAAGAACGUGCUGGAAGGCUACAACUGUUGUCUCUUCGCCUAUGGACAAACCGGUGCUGGGAAGAGCCACACCAUGAUGGGCUAUGGCGACCAGCCCGGGGUGAUCCCUCGCUCGGUGGAGGAUCUCUUCGGGCAGAAGGGCCAGCUGCGCGGCGACGAGCUUCGGGUCUGGUGUUCCUUCGUGGAGAUCUACAACGAGCAGAUUCGAGACCUCUUGGAGCCCAGUGGCCUGCGACAAGAAACACAGAGUAGCCUCAGGAUCAUGGACCAUCCAGCGCUGGGCGUCAUCAUCCCCGGCCUGGUGGAGGCUGCGUGCCAGACCGUCCUAGAGGUCAAGAAGCUCAUCAAGUUUGGCCUCAAGAAGAGGGUGACCUCGGCCACGAUCAUGAACAACACCUCCUCCCGAAGCCAUGCCGUUUUCAUCAUCAAGGUGCAGCGGGUGGCGGGCGAGGGCCGGGUGGACUCGACCAAUGCAAGGAUGAACCUAGUUGAUUUGGCAGGCUCGGAGCGGCACAAAGCGGCCUUUAUCCACGGAGCCACCUUCAAAGAAGGAUGUGCAAUCAAUCAAUCCCUUUCUGCCUUGGCCCUGGUCAUCAAAGAGCUGGGAGAGCAGCAAGCACGCAGCCAGAUCAGGCAGCGCACUCGGAGCUUCAGUGGUGCCCUGCCGAUGACGGCCACGCAGACACCCAUGGAGGGCAAGGAGGUGGUGCCUUUUCGCUCCUCGAAGCUGACCUUUCUGCUGCGGGACUCCCUGGCGGGGAACUCGCGGAGCCGCAUGGUGGCGGCCGUCUCCCCCGCUGCGUGCAACGUCGAUGAGACCAUCAGCACCUUGCGCUUUGCAUCCUCGGUGAAGAAGGUGAAGACCAGCGCCUCCGUGAACGUGGACCAACGAAUGGGUGUGGUACAGCAUCUGCAGGCGGAGGUGCGUCGGCUGAAGGCCCUCCUAGCGGCCCGCGGAGUGGAGGUGGAUGCUUUAGGCGCCGGCUCGGUGCAGCAGGAGAUCGCCGACCGAGAGCACGUUUUGAAGACCUUGCGGCAGUCCUACACGGUGCAGCUGGAGGAGGCGCAGCUCUUGGCUUCGGCGCGGCAAGAGGCCUUGGACCAACAGGGCCUCAGCAGUGAGGAUGUGGAUGAAGUCUUCGGUCUCGAAAAGAACACGCCUCACUUGCUGAAUAUGAGCGAUGAUCCAGUGCUCUCAGGCUGCCUGGUCUAUUUCCUUCCGAAGGGCCAGCUGACCAAGUUGGGUAGUCACCCAGAGAACCAGAUCGUCAUCAAGGGCCUCGGGAUCUCGGACUUCGUGUGCCACUUCCGAAACCCCGACCAGCGACAGGUGGUCAUUAGCGUCCCCCGAGAGGAUGUCUCGGAGAGGUCCAGAGUGUUGGUGAAUGGACAGCUGCUGAAGCCGGACGAAGUGCGACGCUUGAAGCACUUCGACCGACUGCUGUUUGGGAGGGCCUGGAUGAUGCGUUUGGUGGUGCCCUUAGAGCAGCAGGACCUGGCUGCGAACAAGUCCCUCUCCAAUCACUCGGACACCGACUCCUCCGAGGAUGUGGAUGUGAAAGUCAUCAAGAAACGGAGUAUGCUGAAGCACGACACCAUGAAGCUCAUCUUGAACGACGAAAGUGAAGCCUGGAGUGAGUUGCGCUUGUACCUGGGCGACUUGUGGGAACGCUUGGGCGAAGAGCGCGGGAACGAGUUCUUCUACUAUCUCAGCAAGGCGGCCUACCUGGUGGAUGAGGCCAAUGACAUCACCACGGAGAUGCGCUCUGAGGACCGGCUGAAGUUUGAGGUGGAACUCGUUUGGGACAUCCACCGACACGUCUCUGACAUCAUCAUCAUCAUCCGCAUCACCCAGUGGAGCGCCGACGGCCAAGACGCCUCGGUGCUCUCCUAUUGGACGGUGGACAGCUUCAAGCAACGCCUGGAGAUGAUGCGGGACUGCUACGACACCUUCUGCAGUAAGGGACGGUGGACUGGCAAAGGCGACCCCCUCGAGGAUCCUUGGAUGGACCCAUCGACGGUGGAGCUGAUUGUCCAGAUGCACAAGUCCGUGGAAGAGCAGCUCCGCAUCGAGGAGCUGCGACAAAGCCUGUUGAGCUCCAAGUUGGAAAACGGCAACAAGACUGGCGCAGGCGAUCGCUCUCAAGCGCUCUCGGCCGCACAUUCGCGACAGAGCAGCAAGCGGCUGCAAGGUGUGAGCACCGUGAGCUCCCGUCAGAGCUCCAAGCUCUUCUCCAACACGCCUUCGGUGGUGAACUCAGGCCGGAGCUCGUUGACAGGCAAGGAGGUCCGCGCCAUCGGUCGGCUCGGCUUAGAGUCGGAGCCCGCUUCGCGGACCAGCAGCAAGCACUCGGUCUCCGUCGGAGGUCCCACAAAGACCCUGACACCACGGAAGGACUCCCGCCCGGCCUCCCCGCCGCCCACGCUGCCGCCCGCGCCGUUGCUGGCCGCGCCGCACUCGGCGCCGGCGACGCUGCGCGAGGCGACGGCGGGGUCCAGGGCGGAGGAGUCAAAAGAUGCAGAGAUUCAGGCGUUACGACAACAGCUGAAGGAGAAAGAGGAUGUGGAGUGCACAUACAAAGAUCGGAUCCAGGGCAUGGUCCGCCAGCUGCAGGAGCUGCAGAAGAGACACGGACCACUUCGAGACCUGUUGGGUGGUGUGCAAAGCGAGGGCUCGGCGCCCACGACGCGGCGCUUGAACACGUUCCCCGGGGGCGGCUUCCAUAGCUCAGGUAGCGAAGGGCGGAGCGGUGUCUUCUCCGUGGGCGGCGGUCUCGUGCCGCUGCUGCGGGAGGUGCGCGAACCGCUGGCACGACCACGGUCGCCCAGUGGUCCAGCAGGCACCUCGACGGCGCCCUUGAGCCCGCCGCAUCCCAUGCGCACGGCGUCGGUCGCCUCCAAUGGCUACUCCACGAUGCCACUGCCGUCGCCGCGGUCGCCAAACUCGUGGGUGCACUACACGCCACGAGCCCUGCAGACAUUGGUUUGAGGACCGCCAGGAUGAGCUGAGAGGACCUGCGAGGACGGGAUGAGUUAGCUGGGUUGGCAAAUGAGGACGAAGUCCCUGGGC